UCCUGCCUCUUCCUCAUUCUGUCUCUUUCCCUGAAAUCACAGCUUCUGGCAAACAACAUUCGGACCAUUGUCCAAUAUCGCAUGCUCAGUUUCAACUGCGAUUCUUUGGCAUCAGCUUUAUGUAUACCGUCAAUCAUCGGCUAGGAUCCAAGGUUGCUCUAAUCUCCUGAAACUUUCCAAGCCAAGGUAACGUGAGUGUUUUUCUUUUAAAGGGUGUAUGAUGAGUCCAGGCAAACCGUUUAAGACCAGAAGCAAUAGAACUGCAUCGCCUUUCUCUGCUACGUCUUGAGAAUCAGAGAUUGGAUCAUAUCCCAUUCCCAUGCAAAAAGAAAGGCAAACAUAGAAUUGCGUCAGGAUUAAUGGCAUUCCAUUUCCCCAUGAGAGCUCAGUCAGUUGGAAGUUCAGCAUUUUAUGCAGAGAGAAUAACGGAAGAACCUCAUCCUCUCACAAACAGUAAAAAUGCUCAGAGCGCCGUCACGUUGGUGUACCAAACCAAUAUACUAGGCUAUUGGCGUAACGUUACGAUUAUGUGGUGCAAGAAUCUUAUGAAUCAUGCUCUCAGCAUUAUGGUGAAUAGCAUGGAAGGAGAUGCUCAAUACAGUUGCAAGAUUGACCUUAAGCCUUGGCAUUUCUGGAGCAAAAAAGGGUACAAAUCCUUUGACGUUGAAGGGAAGCAAGUAGAUGUCUACUGGGAUCUGCGAUCGGCAAAAUUUACCACUGGCCCUGAACCAGUAGCAGAAUAUUACGUCGCUCUAGUUGCUGAUGAAGAGGUGGUGUUAUUGCUGGGAGAUUACAAGAAAAAGGCAUACAAGAGAACGAAAUCAAGACCAGCCUUGGUUGAACCUCUCCUGUUUUACAAGCAGGAAAACGUGUUUGCCAAGAAGAGUUUUGCAACCAGGGCUAAAUUCGAUGAAAGAAGAAAAGAACACGACAUCGUUGUGGAGAGUUCAACAAAUGGAUUUAAAGACCCUGAAAUGUGGAUAAGCAUGGAUGGGGUUGUGUUGAUUCACAUUAGGAAUUUGCAGUGGAAAUUCAGGGGUAACCAGACUGUUUUGGUAGAUAAGCAACCCGUGCAAGUGCUCUGGGAUGUGCAUGACUGGUUGUUUACCAGUCCUGGAACUGGCCAUGGCUUGUUUAUAUUCAAGCCCAUCGCAGCUGAAGCAGAAAGUGACAGAGAGGGCAGUGGCCAUGGAGGCGACAGUGAUACCAGCACUGGAACCAGGUAUUAUUCUACACACAGCCCCACCAUGACAUCCGAAUUCAGUCUGUUUCUUCAUGCGUGGAAGAUUGAGUGAGAUUCAAUGUGUGCAUUCCGAGAUUUCCAUUACAAAAAAAUCCUUUUGCAGGCAAUU
Molecule: messenger RNA, 1352 nt
Organism: Theobroma umbraticum
Lineage: Eukaryota; Viridiplantae; Streptophyta; Magnoliopsida; Malvales; Malvaceae
Source: RefSeq, a predicted model, not a curated record